Helicoverpa armigera (cotton bollworm) is the source of this 2305-nucleotide messenger RNA. Its product is annotated as alpha-1,6-mannosyl-glycoprotein 2-beta-N-acetylglucosaminyltransferase. Bases 29 to 1375 code for a protein of 448 amino acids. Lineage: Eukaryota; Metazoa; Arthropoda; Insecta; Lepidoptera; Noctuidae. The record is from RefSeq and is a predicted model, not a curated record. The transcript has a single exon. Gene Ontology annotation, molecular function: alpha-1,6-mannosylglycoprotein 2-beta-N-acetylglucosaminyltransferase activity. Gene Ontology annotation, biological process: oligosaccharide biosynthetic process; protein N-linked glycosylation. Gene Ontology annotation, cellular component: Golgi membrane; Golgi stack.
ACAAAUUUGUGCCAGAUUAACUCACAAAAUGAAUUUAAAAUUGCUUAUAUUCAGGGCCCGGUCUAGGGGAGUGCCGGUUUAUUGUUGUUUACUGCUAUGUGUCUACUUAGUGUUGAAAUAUUUCUACUGGAGGCCGCUGGAGACCGAGAGCGUGCCGAAGCAUCUGCGGGGAUACCUCAAGUUUGCAGAAAACUUUAAAUUUCCGAGACACAAGCUGCGUGCGGCGGAGAUCAAGCGGCUCAGCAGCCUUGUCGAGCUGCUCAACAACGAGCGCGAGGUGUUCCAGACGCGGCGGUACGGCGCGGUGCGCGGCGACACCACCACGCUGGUGGUGCAGGUGCACCGCGAUGCCGAGCGCCUGCAGACCCUCAUCGUGUCGCUCGCGCAGGUGCGCUACAUUCACACCGUGCUCGUCGUCUUCUCGCACAGCUACUACGACAACAGGAUCAAUAAGCUCGUGGCUAGCAUCACCUUCUGCAGGUACAUGCAGAUAUUUUACCCGUAUUCGCUCCAGCUGUAUCCGAACAAGUUCCCCGGCAUCGACCCCGAGGAUUGCCUCAGCGUCCAGGGCAAGAGAGACAAGUACUGCAGUAACCGCGACGGUCGCCUCACGGAACACAAGCACCACUGGUGGUGGAAGGCUUGCUUCAUCUUUAACAACCUGGAUUGGUCCGACAAUUUUAAGGGCACCGUUAUAUUCCUAGAAGAGGACAACUAUGUUUUGCCGGAUUUGUUGUACAUGCUUCGGUACACGACCCGUACUCUGUCUUAUCUCCAAGGAAUACAUGUUAUGUCGUUUGGGAGGCCUUACGCGAAGUAUUUAGACUAUGACUUGCUUUCGGUGCUGGCUUGGCGACCACCUUUCGACAAUGGAUUGGCUUUCAAUAAGACUAUCUGGCAGAAAAUCAUGUCAGUUUCGUCUUAUUUUUGCAUGUACGACGAUGUCAGCUGGAGCUACUCGCUGCUGAACGCUUUCGGCAAGCUCCGCGCCGGGCGCGCCGACGUGGUGGCCACGGCCGCGCCGCGCGUUCUGUCCACCAGCAUGUUCCCCAGCGGCCGCGCGGCGGUGCGGCAGAUCAGCGCGUGGCUCGCUGAUGCCAAGUUGUUUCCUGUUAAUGUGAAGGCGGUGAUGCUGUAUGGCAGCAGCGGCAGAAUAGACUCCGGCUCCAAGCCUCCCCCGUGGGGCAAUGGCGGGUGGAGCGACAUGCGGGACCACCUGCUCUGCUUGGAUCCCCUCAUGUCCACUACCACGGCCAACUUCAACGACCUGACGGCGACCUCCGACCCGCUGACCAGCAGCACGACGGCCGAUUAUCUAACUAUUGCUCACCACAGGGUUAAUAUGUCUGACGCUGAAAUUCGACAUUUAUUAUAAACUAUCUGAUGACCCGCAUUGUCAUUCAUGUCACGUCGACUAUGCUACUCGGGAAGUGUGUACUUUUCAAAUCAAAGAAAUAUGUAAUUUUUCAUAUCGCUUCAGUAGUUUCGGAGUCUUGAAAAAAAAGUUUGACAUUAGUAUAUAUUUAUUACCCAAUAUGUAUAGCAUAAAAUGUUAUGACUAUCUCUGGUGACCUGAAUGCAUGCAAUACGUGUACGUGUGCUACUUUUACUAGGUAAAAUUUUGUAUAAACAUAUGCGAUCUACAAUGCAUUAUUGUUUACAGGCAAGACCAAUUGAGGGGUUAAUCUUUUCUGAGGGUACAUUACAUUAACAUUAAACAUUGAGCAGCUUGUGCAAAGCUGUGUGGAGCUCUCGUUACUAUUUAAUGAAGGUGUGUGUAGUGUAGCACUCACAAGGAGUAAAGCCUCGUGAGUUGAGUGCAUUUAGUAAGUGUUCAGGAGGGCGGGAUUGCAGACUCGUUUAUAAUUUGCAUGGGAGAGGGCGCCUGCUGGCUGGCUGGCUGCCAGCGCCGCGCGUGCAGUCUGCACCUCAGCUCCAUCAACAUAGUUCGGCACGUGUCUGCCUGUCCAUCUGUAUAGCUACGCUCUGACACGCACUUUACGUCAGAUCACUGCAGUAGGUACGAGAUGUCGGCGGAGUGCGUCAUGCGAAGAUGUUGCGUGCGUGAGCUCGCCAAGUAAACAGCAGACGUGUCAAGACGUUUGUGAAGGCCCGCUCCUAUUUACUUAAAUAGUUCAAUUAGUUACCCGCAUUCGCAUAUGCUAGUGCACUUGCAAUCAUGAUCAUUGAAGUAAUAAAAAUCGUUGGAAACUAUUCUAUUUGUUAGUCUGUAAAUAUAAUUUAUUUUUAUAGACUUUCGUUCGUAGUUUUUGUAUUUUGUUUUAUUGCUCAAUUAUAUACGGUA